GUCCUCUCACAUUUCGGGUUGAAGAAGAAAAACGUAAUUUUAGCAUUUGUGGAUUAUACACUCACAUAUUAUAAAAAUAAGCAGCCUUUUCACUAAUAUUUUUGUUAGAAAUCAUAGUUUAGCUCAGAAAACAUACUAAUAAGCCAAAAAAUCUUACGAACAGUAACAAUAAGCAUUUUUUUCUGUAUCAUGAAAAAUCCGAACACCGAUAUAGAAGUAAAUAAUGUCACGGGCGCCACGGCUUCGUCUGCUUCUCAAACUCGCCUUCGCCACUUGAUUUCGGAAAUUUUAGAUUUCUAAAAAAAGUGAAUAAUUUAAAAAAAUGUUUGUAAAAAAACUAUUGUAUUUGUGAAAAUAAUUUUAAAUUCGGUAAAAAGUUGUAAAUUGUGAAUAUUUAAAAAUGUUCAUUGUGGACAGUUUCGCAAAAAUCGGGAAAUUUUUAUAGAAAUUCGUUGUUUAAGUUGCGAGAAAGUUUGAGUCGUGAUAGUCUUCGCGGGAAAUUUUGAGUUGUGCUACUUAUGACGGGAAAUUUGAACAGUGCUACUAUUCGUAGGGAGCGACGGUAUGAUGAUAAUAUAUAGCUGUUUCAGAGGCUGUUCUGACCUAACUGUUCAUCAUUCUGAGCCAAUCAGCACAGUAAACAGGGAGUAUAAGGAGUAUAAACUAGAGUAUAAGGAGUACUAUAAUAAAGUAGGUACCACCAUGUACCACACUAUUCAAUGUUGGAUGUUGAUCCCGCUUUAUUAUUGCUGCAACUAUGAUGAAAAAACAUUAACAAAAUAAGUGUUAAUUACUCGAACAAAAAAUGGGAAAAACCACACGAGUCGUUGUUUGUGGAAUGAAAAGUGUCGGAAAAACAGCUUUACUUGAACAACUAGUUUAUGGAAAUGUAACUCCAAAAACGGAAAUACACACUACCAUUGAAGACAUUUAUGUAGCAAACAUUGAAACAGACAAGGGGGCCAAAGAAAAAGUGCGGUUUUAUGACACUGCUGGAUUAGAACCCCUACAGAGUAGUUCAAAUAACCAACAACUAGCAAGGCAUUAUCUUGGUUUUGCUGAUGGCUAUGUGUUGGUUUACGAUACUGCAAAACCAGAAUCUCUAGAUGUAUUGUUACCUUUAAAAAAAGAUAUAGAGAAAAACAAAGACAAAAAAGAAAUUAUAACAAUAGUGAUUGGAAACAGAACAAAACCAGAUAUAGAGCAACGAAUUUUAGAAAAUACAGCAAGUAAAGCUGCUAAUUGGUGUGCUCGUGAAAAACUCAAACACUUUGAAGUGAAUGUAAUGGACAGACCAAGUUUAUAUGAAGCAUUUGUUUAUCUCUCAUCGCGAUUAAAUCCACCACAAAAUAAAAGUACUUUCCCACAACUAAGUAUGGGCCGAAAAACUGGAAAAGCAGAAUCUACAUAAAAACAUACGUACAACUUAGUAUUGGAAAUUAUUGAGUUUGAACAAAAGAUCCAUUUUAUUGAGUUAUUUUUAGCUUAUUUAUACUAAAAAAUACUAGAAAAAACAACUUUUGCUAGUUGUUUUAAUUUGUUACAUAUACAUAAUAACUAUGUAUUUAUUUUGCUAGUUUUAUCCCUAGAAACUUCUUUUUAAUUAAAUAUUUUACUGAUUUGUUAUAUAUUAUUGUGAUACUUGAGCAUUUAUAACCAUGAUCUUUUGAAGAUAUCACAAUAUGAUCAUUACUGACUUUUUGUACUUAAAUUUAUUAAGUUAAUAUUGAAAGUUUUUAGAUUUAGAAAAAAAUUAUUAUUGUAUUAACAAAAAGGCUGACAAAAUUUUCAGCUUCAAUGCAUUUAUUUUAAUACAACAUGAAUUUCAUUUUUUUAUUUUUAAUAGAACAAAUAUUAUAAUGAAUUUUUCUUUAUUAAUGUAUUAGGAUGCAAGAAGUUUUAAAAACAAUUUAUGUUAUUGAUUUGGAAUUUGUGUUCUUUAAAACUAUAAACAACUUGUUUAUAUAAUAUUUAUGUUCAUCCAAAAUGUUGAAACAGUAAAUUUUUUAUUGUUAAAAAAUUAACAUUUGAAUUAAAAUUAAACUAUUGUUAUAUCAAAGGUGUUUAAACCUUGCAUCGAUAUAAAAUACCAUUAUUCUUAAUAAAACACAUAAUUUAUAUACAAUAACAUUUACAAUAAAAUGAUCUGAUUUUAUAGAUCUGAACGUCUUUACAAUUGUGUAAUUGUAAUAUGUAAGAUGUGCUAUAAAUAAUAAAUCAAUUUUCUUGAAAA
Messenger RNA from Nasonia vitripennis (jewel wasp), 2233 nucleotides. RefSeq names its product NF-kappa-B inhibitor-interacting Ras-like protein (gene kappaB-Ras). Gene Ontology annotation, molecular function: GTP binding; GTPase activity. The record is from RefSeq and is a predicted model, not a curated record. NCBI's taxonomy places the organism in Eukaryota, Metazoa, Arthropoda, Insecta, Hymenoptera, Pteromalidae. Bases 806 to 1411 code for a protein of 201 amino acids. Gene Ontology annotation, biological process: canonical NF-kappaB signal transduction. The transcript is spliced from 3 exons.